UCCACACCUCCAAUAAUCAAAAUCACAAAAUCAAAGCAGCAGCAGCAGCAGCAGAUUCAAUCAUUCAGUAAUGGAAACAGACAAAGCAAACAAAAACACCACCAACAAAUUCAAAACUAACCUUCUCGAAGAAGACGCAACCAUUUCAGCAUUCCGCAGGAGGAACAGGAUCUUAAUCUUCGUGCUUUUCUUCAUAUUUGUGCUGUUCACGCUCGUUUUAGCCGUUCUGAUUUCCUAUUUAUUCCGCAAUUUCCUUCGCCGCCAGCCGCACGUUACUGACGUCAAUUACGCUGUUAAAGCCUACUGUCAAGUGUCUUCCGAUUACUUCUCGUGUUUACGAAGCUUCGACGGAAAAUUUACCCCCAAAUCGAGUGUAAACCCUAGCCAGAUCUACUCAAAUUCGCUUCGUAUCGCCGCCGUCAAGCUCGAGAAAUUCGUCUCGAUCCUACCAAAUUUAAAAGAUCGCGACGAAUCCGCGGCGGAUUUCGUCGAUACCUGCUCGAAUUCGUCGAUCGAGGCGAUGAAUCAGAUCAGCAACGCGCUCGCGAGAAUGCGGAAGCAUCCGUUCGUGGAGGCGCAGAGCGACGAUCAGAGGAGUGAGAUUGUGAAGUGGAUGAACAACGCUGCGAUUAAUCUGGAUUCCUGCCUGGAGAAAGUCGAUCCGGCGAUGGCGACGGCGGUGGAGGAAGUGAAGGAGCUGGUGGAAAACGGUGCGUACUUCGUGCACUCAUACGUCGUCGUUUUGAAGAUGAUAGGGGAUUACGAAGGAGUGGAGAGGUACAGAGGUGUGCAUAUGGAAACUCUGCUGGGCAUUUCCAUGGUGGGACUGCAACUGCUGUACGUGUUCUUCAUGUUCUGCUGUUUGUUUAGGAUCCGUCGAUGAUACGGCGUCGUCUUGGCGUUUAAGCAUAGUGCGACUCAUUACUCAAGACAACGGAUCAAAGUCGUUGCGGCAGCCGGAGGCACAAGGUAUUAUUGAUGAGAUGAGAGCUAUUUCUCCAAUAUUUCUCUCUCGAAUUUGUUCUCGGAUCUACAAGGAUUUCUCUAAAUAGUAGAGCUCAUUGACAAUAAUACGAAUAACAUCUCAGUCCUCUUCUCCAGUAAAACAACUAUUUAUCAGCAAUUUUUCUUUGAAGAUU
Andrographis paniculata is the source of this 1139-nucleotide messenger RNA. RefSeq lists its product as uncharacterized. Gene Ontology annotation, molecular function: enzyme inhibitor activity. The record is from RefSeq and is a predicted model, not a curated record. The transcript is spliced from 2 exons. Lineage: Eukaryota; Viridiplantae; Streptophyta; Magnoliopsida; Lamiales; Acanthaceae. Bases 71 to 883 code for a protein of 270 amino acids.